This is a messenger RNA of Nelumbo nucifera (sacred lotus), 4258 nucleotides long. Its product is annotated as disease resistance protein RPV1-like. Gene Ontology annotation, biological process: signal transduction; defense response. The record is from RefSeq and is a predicted model, not a curated record. Gene Ontology annotation, molecular function: ADP binding. NCBI's taxonomy places the organism in Eukaryota, Viridiplantae, Streptophyta, Magnoliopsida, Proteales, Nelumbonaceae.
AGCAAGACCUCCAAGUUAAAGCUCUUCAUCCAUAAUCCAUCCUGUCCUUCAUCGAGGUGCAAUGGCCUCUUCUAGUUCUAUGGUAAUCCACGAAGGGUCUUCCUCUUCUUCCAUCUCUCGGUGGGAUUAUGAUGUCUUUUUGAAUUUUAGGGGUGAAGAUACCCGUAAAAAUUUCACUGAUCACCUGUACGAAGCUUUACAUCGUGUAGCAAUUCGAACUUUCAGAGAUGACGGAAGGCUCAAAAGAGGAGAGGAGAUUGAACCAGCACUACUGAAAUCAAUUGAGCAAUCAAGGAUCGCAAUAAUCGUCUUCUCCAGAAACUACGCCUCUUCAACAUGGUGCUUGAAGGAGCUUGCCAAAAUCAUGGAAUGCCGAGAAAGGAUGGAUCAGAUGGUUUUCCCUAUUUUCUAUGAUGCUAAUCCAUCAGAUGUACGCAAUCAGACCGGGGAUUUUGGAGAAGAAUUUGACAAAGUUAAACAGCGAGCCAACAUGGAGAUGAAGAAGGUUGAAAGUUGGGAGGCAGCCCUCAGAAAAGCUGCGAAUUUGUCUGGUUGGGAUUUUCUUUGUAACAUGAUUGGUAGGCAUGAGGCACUGUGUAUACAAGAAAUUGUUGAAUGGGUUUCGAGGUUUAUGAGUCCAGAAAAGCAGCUGCAUGUUACUAAAUAUCCAGUUGGAUUAAAUUCUCGUACACAGGAUGUGAUUUCAAUGCUAUGUCUCCAAUCAAAGGAUGUACGUAUUGUAGGGAUAUAUGAUGGGAGAAUAGGUAAAACAACUAUUGCCAAGUGUGUCUAUAAUCAAAUAUUUCACAAAUUUGAAGGUGCAUGUUUUCUUGAAUUUGGUAGAGAAGUUGUUGGCAACCAGCUUGUCGACCGACAAAAACAACUUCUUUCUGAUAUUCUAAUGGAGCAAAGAGAGGGACAACAUAUAUACAUUGUUUCUCAAGGAAUCACUAAGAUCGAACGUAGACUUUGUAACAAAAAGGUUCUUGUAGUUCUCGAUGAUAUACAUGAUUCAGAACAGAUAAAGGCAUUGGUUGAAGAGCGUUCUUGGUUUGGUGCAGGAAGUAGAACUAUAAUUACAACCAGAGAUAUGGAUUUGCUAAAUGAGCUAAAUGAUGAUGAGAAAUAUAGGGCUGAAGAAUUGAAUGAGGAACAAUCUGUUGAGCUCUUUAGUUGGCAUGCUUUCAAAGCAAACCAUCCAAUAGAAAAUUAUGUACAACUCACAAAUCAUAUUAUACAUCAUCUUGGAGGCCUUCCUUUAGCUAUUGAAGUUUGGGGUUCUCUGUUAUUCAACAAAAGCAUUCUUCAAUGGAAAGAUGCUCUAAAACAGCUACAGAAAAUUCCUGAUGGCAAAAUCCAGAAUAAACUCCGAAUAAGUUUUGAUGCACUCCAUCCUAUGCAGAAGCAAAUAUUUCUUGACAUUUCGUGCUUCUUUGAUGGAAUGGAUAAGGACUAUGUGACUACAAUACUAGAUGGUUGUGGCUUCUGUCCAGAAUUUGGCAUCAGUUUUCUCACAUCCAGGUGUCUUUUAAGAGUGGGUGGAAGGAAUGAGUUAACAAUGCACAGUUUACUUCGAGACAUGGGAAGAGAAAUUGUUCGUGAAGAAUCUCCUAAUGUUGGAAAGCGAAGUAGAUUGUGGUUUCCUAAUGAUGCCCUUGAUGUAUUGACCAAAAAGAAGGGAACCAACAAAAUCGAAGGGCUUAACCUUGAUUUAAGUGAUUCAUCAUAUCUAUAUGGGCCCCCAAAAUCAAAUGAAUUUUUGCGAGUAAGUACUAAAGCAUUUAAGAGGAUGUCCGAUCUUAGACUACUCAAGCUUGCCUGUGUAAACCUCAAUGGAAGCUACAAGUAUCUGCCGAAAAAGCUAAGAUGGCUUUAUUGGUUUGGUUUCACUUUGGAAUCUAUACCAUUGGAUUUUCAUUUGUCGCACCUUGUUGCUCUUGAUAUGAAGUGGAGCCAUCUCAAACGAGUUUGGGAAGAAGGAACGCAAACACUGAAAGUGUUGAAAAUCCUUGAUAUUAGUAAUUCCAAGUCUCUAAUAAAAACUCCUGACUUCUCAAAGCUCCCUAAUAUUAAGAGAUUGAUUCUUCAUGGUUGUUCAAGUUUGGUUGACCUUCAUGAAUCCAUUGGAUGUCUCAAGGAACUUGUUCAUUUGGAUCUUAGUGCUUGUUUUGAACUUGGGUAUCUUCCAAGCAGCAUUAGAAAACUGAAGUCUCUUGUAUUUUUGAGUCUCUCUCGUUGCUCUAAACUCAGUAAGUUACCAGAGGAAUUAGGGAACAUGAAGUGUCCGAAGCAACUUUUUGCACGUUCUGCCAUAAAGCAACUACCAUCUUCAAUUGGACUAUUGAAGUCCCUGGAAGAGCUUAAUCUUGAAGGUUGUUCAGAACUUGAAAACAUACCAGAGGAAUUGGGGGAUAUGAAAUCUUUGAUCCAUCUUAAUGUAAGCAGAACUGUUAUAAAACAACUACCAUCUUCAAUUGGGCGGUUGAAGGCUCUUGAAUUUCUUGCUCUUGAUGACUGUGCAAGACUUGAAAAUUUACCAGAAGAGUUGGGGGACAUGGAGUCUUUAAUGAUGCUAUAUACAGUAAAUUGUGGUAUAAAACGACUUCCGUCUUCAAUCGGAUGCUUGAAGAAGAUGAGAGUAUUGCAUUUAGGUGGGAACUUGUUCCCAAGCAUACCAGACAGCAUCGGUAGGUUUUCUGAGCUUUGGCAACUUGAUGUAACAAAUUGCAAGAGUCUUGAAUCACUUCCAGAACUUACAGCAAGUUUAUGGCAUUUGGAGUCAGGAGGAUGUGAUUCAUUGGUAAUGUUAGGAAAUCUUGGGUGCUUAACCAACUUGAGAGAAAAGCUGGAUCUAAGUUGUGGAAAAUUUUGUAGACUACCAGAUACCUUGAGUCACUUUUCACAUCUAAGGACCCUUGUGGUGAGAAAUUGCAAGAACCUUUGCACAAUCCCAAAUCUUCCUUCGCAUCUAGAGACACUGCGGGCAGAUGGUUGCACAUCCAUGGAAAAACUACAAAAUCUCUCAAGGGCACCCAAGCUAAGUAAUUUGAAUCUUCGUAAUUGUGAGAAGUUGAUUGAAAUUCAGGGCCUGGAAAAUCUACGGUUAUGGAAGAUAGACUUGUUGGGCUGCUAUAAAUUAGAACAUAGUUGGAAGAGCAUUCUCCAAAAUAGAUUCCUUGAGGCAAUGUUGAGGGGUGAAGACAUAAGCACAUUUCUUCCAGGUAGCAACAAGGUUCCAAAGUGGUUCAGUUAUCAUAGUAGUAGCAGUAGUAGAGGACCUUCGAUAGUGGUUAGAAUGGCAGAGCAUAUGGUGGUACAGGGUUUGAUCGUUUGUGCUAUUUAUCCGGAAUCAACACGCGUGCAACAUGUUUCUGCCAUUGACGGGCAGUUCUAUGUUGGCUGGAUGCCAUCAAACAGAGGAGGCGAAGAGAUGUUCUUAGCCUAUUGUACGUUUGGUGGUCGGCUCAGGAGGCAUUUGGAAGCCAGUGAUGAAGUUACAGUUUCCGUAGAACUAUUGAGCCUCCAAGCAGUCGUGAAGGAGUUUGGGAUCCAUUUCAUAUGCCGGUCAAACGAAGGCAGAGAAAUGGGAUUAGAAAUUUUUCAUGAAUUGUUCCAUGGAUUACAUUAGUUCCAUGGACAUAGGCGAAUGACUCUGAAUGAGACAACAAUGCCCACGAGUUGUCCUUCUAACGAUGAAACACAACCUAAAUUGAGGACCAUGGAGCUUCUUCCAACACCUGCACCGUAUCUCUAUCAAGCUGGUCAACAACCAUCAGGCCCAAAUGAAGCUUCUCUAUUAUUGGAGUUGCCAGUGGUUGGUGUCAUUGAUGGAGGUGGAUCAAUAGUAACAGGUGUAGGCACCAAGAGACUUUACAGUGAAGUUGAGGAGGAGCCUAGUAGUAGCCCAUCGUCUAAUGAGCAAAGAGACCGUAAGAGAUCAUACAAGGCUGAGCCUUUUCCGUUCGUUUGAUCAAAAUCUAUCUGAUAAAACUACACAAAUUUGAUAAAGUUUGUGAUCAUAUGCGAUAUGGUGGUUAUUGGUUGCCUCGGUAUUCCAACAGGUGGUCUUUCUUCAGAGAAAACAUAACGCUGCCUUAGAUUAUUGCAUCAGAUAUUUCUGUUUCUUAUUUGACAUUACUCUUUAUCUUCAUGGUACCAUCAUUGCAGUUGCCCUACUCAAAUUCUGAUGUGUUUCUGCAACUACUAUGCCCAAUUUGCAGUACAUCCAUGCUGAUUAGAGUACUUGAUUCUAACUUAA